Molecule: messenger RNA, 678 nt
Organism: Tauraco erythrolophus (red-crested turaco)
Lineage: Eukaryota; Metazoa; Chordata; Aves; Musophagiformes; Musophagidae
Source: RefSeq, a predicted model, not a curated record
AAAACUUCCCCCUCCCUGAUCUGGUGUCUGAGACUAGCACUGGUGUGGAAACUACAGCCAAUAGUAGCACUUCCCUGAGAUCUACCACUCCCGAGAAAGAAGUUCCUGUGAUCUUCAUCCAUCCUUUAAACACUGGCUUAUUCAGGAUAAAACUACAAGGAGCAACUGGGAAAUUCAAUAUGGUUAUCCCGUUGGUGGACGGAAUGAUAGUCAGUAGGAGAGCUCUCGGUUUUUUAGUGAGGCAGACGGUAAUAAAUAUCUGUCGGAGAAAGAGGCUGGAGAGUGAUUCAUACAACCCCCCACAUGUCCGCCGAAAACAGAAGAUAGCAGACAUUGUCAACAAAUACCGGAACAGGCAGCUGGAGCCAGAAUUUUAUACCUCACUUUUCCAGGAGGUUGGGCUCAAGAACUGCAACCCCUAGGUCGUUAUCCUUCCAGGACAAUUAGAUCAGAGCUUGGUGGCUACAGUAAUGAAAACGGUUAAAUAACAACAACAAAUUUCCUCAGCCCUCUGGAAUUCAGGAAAUUAUAUUCUAGCACAAGUCAGCAGAUACCAUGUGGGAGGAAUGAGAAACGAAUCCAAAACAUUGCAGUUGGGAUAUUGACUUAAUUCACCUUCCCUCAAAAGAUUACUUAUUUCCAGUCUCCCUGGAUGCUAGCAACAUAAUCUCUUCACCC